CCGAGACACCGACGACUGCCGAAGCUAUUUACAAGAGGAGGGGCAGAGUGUUUGCAUUCGUCAGCACAUCAGAAGCCGAUUGGAGCGACAUCGGUAGCUCCCAUGCUCUCAUGGCCCACUGGUGGUUGACGUGCUUGAGCUUGCAGCUGUCGACAUUUGACACUCGCAACGAGGAACUUUAUAAAGAGAAGCAACGUUGGCUGUCAUGACUCUUUUAUCGAAACAACACCAGCUUUUGAGCAACACAAAUCAAAUCCGCCGGCAUGCCUACAGAAUUCAUAUCUCUAGCGUUCCCCAACGCUUCCACGGAAUUGGAGCCCAUCCUGGGCGCACCCAUCGACCCUGACUUCCUGAAGAGAUACGCUCAAAAUCUGGAUGAUUAUGGCUUCAACUAUACCCUCCAGCCUUAUGACUCAUCAUACUUCGACCCUUUUACAACCGGUGCUACCAUUGCCACCCACACCAAAAACCUCAAGGUCAUCAUUGCACUUCGGCCCAACACAGUCUACCCGACAGUAGCGGCCAAGUCUCUAGCAACUCUUGACCAGCUCUCCAAAGGCCGCGCAGUCGUCCACUUCAUCGCCGGUGGCAGCGACGUCGAGCAGGCCAGGGAAGGCGACUUCCUAGGCAAAGAUGAGCGCUACGGUCGUCUCGAAGAGUACAUCAAGAUCCUCAAGCGCGCAUGGGAGUCCCCGGAGCCCUUCGACUGGGAAGGUAAAUAUUACCAAUUCAAGCAAUUCAGCAACCGCGUUCGGCCAGUCAAUGGCAAGAGCAUCCCGAUUUCAGUCGGUGGCAGCAGUGACGAAGCGUAUCGCAUUGGUGGUUCGCUGGCCGACAUCUUUGGCCUAUGGGGUGAGCCGUUGAAGGAGACGAAGCAGCAGAUUGACAGGAUUUACGCCGAGGCUGAGAAGGCUGGAAGGACGGAUAAGCCGCGGAUUUGGGUCACUUUCAGGCCCAUCGUGGCGGAGACUGAGGAGUUGGCGUGGCAGAAGGCACACAAGACACUCGAGGCACUGCAGACGCACCGUGUCGCUGGCCUGGGCAAGGUGCCUGCCAAUGCUCCCGCGCCACAGAACGUUGGUAGCCAGAGACUGCUCGAUAUCGCGAAGAAGGGCGAGGUCCAAGACAGGGCCUUGUGGUAUCCUACUGUCACAGCGACGAAUGCAAGAGGAGCUUCGACUGCGCUGGUAGGAAGCUACCAAACUGUUAUCGAUUCGAUUCUGGACUAUGUCGACCUUGGUUGCGAACUCAUCUCCAUCCGUGGGUACGACAAUCUCAAUGAUGCGAUUGAUUACGGAAGGUACAUCCUGCCGGGUGUAAGGAAAGAGUUGGAGAAGAGGGAAGGUGCGACUCGGAACGGAAAUGGCAUCGUGAACAAGGUUGCUGAGGCUGUCGAGGGUGUGACGGUGCGCGACGGCUAGACAUGAUUUUGGAGUUAAGUGAAGCCACACGAACUGUGUCCUAACCAUUUUUGCACGAUCGGGUUGGCGAGGUCCAGUUCUACCCCCUAUCAUUUCAUGAAUCUGUCACAGAAUCUUCACUUACAACCUUUCAGACUUGUCUCUCGUGACUCAGCUGUAUAAAGUGGUCCGCAG
Didymella exigua CBS 183.55 is the source of this 1595-nucleotide messenger RNA. RefSeq names its product bacterial luciferase-like protein. Gene Ontology annotation, molecular function: oxidoreductase activity, acting on paired donors, with incorporation or reduction of molecular oxygen. Bases 264 to 1421 code for a protein of 385 amino acids. The record is from RefSeq and is a predicted model, not a curated record. The transcript has a single exon. Lineage: Eukaryota; Fungi; Ascomycota; Dothideomycetes; Pleosporales; Didymellaceae.